This is a messenger RNA of Penicillium nucicola, 1386 nucleotides long. Its product is annotated as HECT-type E3 ubiquitin transferase. NCBI's taxonomy places the organism in Eukaryota, Fungi, Ascomycota, Eurotiomycetes, Eurotiales, Aspergillaceae. Bases 1 to 1386 code for a protein of 461 amino acids. Gene Ontology annotation, biological process: protein monoubiquitination; protein autoubiquitination; proteasome-mediated ubiquitin-dependent protein catabolic process. Gene Ontology annotation, cellular component: nucleus; ubiquitin ligase complex; cytosol. The record is from RefSeq and is a predicted model, not a curated record. The transcript is spliced from 3 exons. Gene Ontology annotation, molecular function: ubiquitin conjugating enzyme binding; ubiquitin protein ligase activity; cyclin binding.
AUGCAGGAAAUUGAGGUACCCUUGUACCUACACGCAGAGUUCCUCCCCAACAUCCGCCAAAUAACCCUUUACGUCUCCCUCCCAGGACGACCAGAAUUGAACAACAUCCGACCAAAAGUCCAAAUCUCAGAAUCACGAAAAGCAGUAACAGUGUCACUACCAACACCUUUUCAGAAUGUGGUUGAGACGAUUAAAUUGCCAGCGCGUGUUAGUGACGCGUCUCGGCGCGCUUUGAAUGCCACUGUUUCUGCUGGCCCUGCAGCAAAUGCAGCAUCUAGAUCUGACUCUGACUCAGCUAGCGGAAGCUAUGAUUAUUCUUUUCGAAUGCAGGUUGAUCCUAAUGAAGAGGCGCUGGCGCCUCAGGAUGAACUGAUUGAUGAUUUUGUGCCGUGGACUGCCGUGGAGAUGUCGUUAUCAACGAGGAUUCGGUGUCGGGAAUGUGCGACGCUGUUUCUAAGUUCUCCUCCUAGUCAUAUCCAUGGGGAUGCAAGUCAACACGCUGAUCCGUCGGCGUCUAUCACAGGCUGGGUAUGGAAAGAUCUACCCAGUGGAAACUGGGCUGAGAUGAUGGAUUUCUGGCAUUGUCAUAAACCCGAUCCCCAUGAGGGUCAUGAAAAAGAUGAAAAGGAUGUUGCGCUUCAAAUUGAAGAUCAACACGCCCAGACUAAGGGGUAUGGAGCCGAUAGUCAGGUCGUGGCUAUCCCGGGCACGGUUCUUAUUGACGUUGCUACUUUCCUUCUUGCUGAAUCAGACUGCACGGGAUUGAAAAAGGGCAACGAAGAAGAACAAAAAUCAACCCCCCAACCUUCCAAACCCACAACCCAGCCCCAAAGAACCCUCGACUGCAAAACCUGCAACGCAACAAUCGGCCUAGAAGACCCCAUCGCCAACGGAUGGCGCCUCCUAAAAGCAAACGUAUCAUUAAACACCGCCCCAUCCACCUCCUCCAAUCCACACACCCGCGAAUGGGAAUCCCAACAAACAGAAAAAAUCAUCGCCGCCCAAUUACUCGAGCUAAUCGAACGAGAAAGCGCACGACGUUUCGUCGUCCAUUAUGGCCAGAAGACCGGUCUAGUUCUCUGGGUCUUCAACCCAGACAUGCGCUACUCCAAUUCCAAUUCCAGCUCCGGCGUGAGUAUAAUGGCUCAGCAGGCUAUGAAGGUCUUCUAUCGGGAAUGCGCUGAUGUGGACGCAUUACUGCACCCCGAGAUUGGGAAUCCUUCUCCGUUGUCGGUUGAGGAUUUGGAGUUGCCGUCUAUGAUUUUUGAGGCUUUGGAGGCUGCGCUUCGGGGGAGUAAUUCUCUGCUUCCUGUUUCGGCGAGGAGGUUUGCCGAGUGGGAGGUUGGGGUUUUGGGGAGAUUUCGGAGAGCGAGGCUUGAGUUGUAG